AUGGCAGAAAUGUUUAAGUUACCAGAAACAGAAAUGAUUGUAAGUUAAGAUUAAUUAAUUGGAAAGGAGGGCUGGGCUGGCCUGCGGGCUAGGUUUUAAUUUUGUUUUAUCAGUCUGGUCCCAUACGGGGAAAAGAGGUCAGUCUAGUCUCCGACAAGACAAUAAGACGGAUGUUUGUUAAACGUAUGUUUAGUUAGUGGAGAGUUCAAACACUACUGUAGCUGACCUUCCUAUAUGUUGCCAAAACUAUCAGCAUGAUGUUGGCGUUCUUCGGAAUCUGGUGGAUAUUGGCUACACAAUGCGUAAGUGGUUCUGUCUAGUACCUUUUUUAAACUUUUCAAAAUAUAUAAACUAUGUCAUGUCGUAUAAAAAAAGCCUUCUUUAUAUUAGGUGUUUUACAUAAUUUUGUCCCCAACAUAUACAGUACGCAAAAAAGGGUUUGGUCUCUUAAUAGGCAAGAUAUAGUCCCCUAACAUUGCUUUAUUUUUUUAUUGUUACCAUUCAGACAAUUACUUUACCAAAGAACUGAAAGGCCCCAUUUUGCUUGGACUGAUGUACGAUGGAGAGACCUUAAUCUGGCGGAACGAUGAGUAUCGUCACUACAUUAACUACACUGAAUUCGUGGGUAAUCCCCAAUUCGAAAAUCGUGAAUAUUACUUUAAACUUGUCACUGAACGCGGCCCAGACCAUAGAAAGAUUGACAUCAUUCCAGAAGACACAACCGGCUACUGCUUGUGCCAGAAGAACGCAUAA
Messenger RNA from Bursaphelenchus okinawaensis, 753 nucleotides. Lineage: Eukaryota; Metazoa; Nematoda; Chromadorea; Rhabditida; Aphelenchoididae. The record is from the annotation of a GenBank genome assembly.